Messenger RNA from Anarrhichthys ocellatus (wolf-eel), 4369 nucleotides. Its product is annotated as carnitine O-palmitoyltransferase 1, liver isoform. Gene Ontology annotation, cellular component: mitochondrion. The transcript is spliced from 19 exons. Gene Ontology annotation, biological process: fatty acid metabolic process; carnitine metabolic process. Gene Ontology annotation, molecular function: carnitine O-palmitoyltransferase activity. The coding region runs from base 762 to 3113 and encodes 783 amino acids. NCBI's taxonomy places the organism in Eukaryota, Metazoa, Chordata, Actinopteri, Perciformes, Anarhichadidae. The record is from RefSeq and is a predicted model, not a curated record.
GUCGAAAAAGUUAAAAAGAUAAUUUUACCAUCUGGAUGAAAUCGUUCUACUUAGUAUCUGUUAUAAUAUUAAAUACUAUAAUAAUCACAACUGGUCUUAUGCUCAAACAAGAUAAAAGUGAGAAAAAACGUUACUUACUAGCUUCUCCUGGAGCUAUCAAUCCCAUCUUAUAGUUUUCUAUGGAAAAUUAUCAUUUUUCAGAGCUUUCAACAAACAGAUCAAUGGUUUACUAUAACAUAUGACUGUUAGAAAUGGUCGAAAGAAGAAAGAAAACACAUCUGGAAAUAAAAGAUUAGGUCAGGACUACACAUGUGUAAGGAUAGUUUAUCAAAGUAAUAGUGUCCCUGGCGUUCAUCAUCUCCGUAUCGAAUAUAAAAAUGUAUUCAUUCAAGAAUUGUAUUCAAAACAUACGACAGUCACACGUUAAAUCACUGUAAUUCAUCUUACAUAUUUUGUCAAAUAAACACAGUAAUUCAUCUUACAUUUAAAGCCAAAUAAAUUCCGAGCCGGUGGACAUAGUUGUUGACACAGGCUUCUCUCUGCCCUGAACGCAGCUCAGGCAUCACACUACAAACCUGUCACUGCGUGAUUGCGACAUUUCCGACCGCAUGUGAAGGCAGCAUCAGCUCCAUCCUGGAGGAGAGCAUCCAUAGUACAGCUGUGCAGAGGGCCGACACCACGUUGUCGUCGUCAGAAGUUAUAACUGUCCUGCUACUCUGGACCCUCGGGAAAUUUCGUAAACAACAACAACAACAGUCAUCAUGGCGGAGGCCCACCAGGCGGUGGCCUUCCAGUUCACGGUCACCCCGGAUGGCAUUGAUCUUCAUUUGUCACACCAGGCCUUCACGGAGAUCUACCUCUCUGGCGUGCGCUCCUGGAAGAAGCGUAUCAUCGGACUCAAGAACAGCGUGAUCACGGGGGUUUAUCCUGCGAGUCCGUCCUCCUGGCUGUUCGUGGUCAUAGCCAUCCUGGCUACUAUGUACACGCGCUCCGACCCCUCCAUGGGACUCAUAGCCAAGAUACAGGAGCACCUGCCAGUCAGCCAGUCUAUGAGUAACCAGUGCCAGACGUUGGUGUCAGCAGUGCUCUUCAGCACCAUGCUGUGGCUCCUGCUCAUCUUCACCAUGCGCCUGUGCCUCAAGCAGCUUCUCUCCUACCACCGCUGGAUGUUUGAGAAGCACGGCAAGAUGUCCACCACCACCAAAGUCUGGGUGGCGCUGGUGCGGAUCUUCUCUGGCAGGAAGCCUCUGCUCUACAGCUACCAGGGUUCGCUGCCAAACCUGCCUGUGCCGGCCACCAAGGACACAGUCAAAAGGCACUUGGAAUCCGUGCGUCCGCUCAUGGACGAUACAGAGUACGAACGCAUGACCAAGCUGUCAGCGGAGUUUGAGAGCAGCCUCGGUAAACGCCUGCAGUGGUACCUCAAACUCAAAGCCCUGUGGGCCACCAACUACGUCAGUGACUGGUGGGAGGAAUACGUCUAUCUACGAGGGCGGAGCCCAAUAAUGGUCAACAGUAACUAUUACGGCAUGGACUUCAUGUAUGUGACGCCCACACCCAUCCAGGCGGCCCGGGCAGGCAACAGCCUUCACGCAUACUUCCUAUACCGCCGCAAACUCAACAAAGAAGAGCUUAAACCUACCCGCAUUCCCGGCACUGUCAUUCCUCUGUGUUCAGCUCAGUGUGAGAGGGUAUUCAACACCACACGCAUUCCUGGAGAGGAGACCGACACUGUGCAGCAUUGGCAGGACAGUGACUACUUAGCGGUAUACCACAGGGGUCGCUACUUCCGUCUCAGGAUGUACCAUGCAGGCAGACUCCUGUCGCCCAGGGAGAUUGAAUCCCAAAUUCAGAAGAUCCUGGAUGACCCGUCACCUCCCUCCAAAGGAGAGGCCAAACUGGGGGCCCUGACCGCUGGAGACAGAAUUCCAUGGGCUAAAGCCAGGGUGAAGUAUUUCAGCAGUGGGGUCAAUAAACGGUCUCUGGACUACAUCGAGAAAGCCGCCUUCUUUGUGAGCCUGGAUGAUGAGGAGCAGGGCGGGAUGGCAGAUGACCCGACUAGCUUAGAUUCAUACGCCAAAUCCCUGUUGCACGGGAAAUGUUACGACAGGUGGUUUGACAAGUCCUUCACCGUUGUCUACUUCAAGAAUGGAAAGAUGGGCUUAAAUGGAGAGCACUCCUGGGCUGAUGCACCAGUGUUAUCACACGCCUGGCAGUACGUCUUGUCCAUGGACUGUUUCCAGCUCGGUUACAAUGCAGAGGGUCACUGCAAGGGAGAAGUGGAUUCAUCACUACCCGGGCCACAGAAGCUGAACUGGGAAAUCCCUCCAGAAUGUGAGGAGCAGAUCUCCGGGUCUCUGGCAGUGGCCCAGGCCCUGGCUGACGAUGUGGACGUCCACGUUUUCGCCUUUGAAGAAUUUGGCAAAGGAAAGAUCAAAAGGUGUCGAGUCAGCCCAGAUGCCUUCAUACAGCUGGCUCUUCAGUUGGCCCACUACAGGGACCAGGGGAGAUUCUGUUUGACGUACGAAUCCUCCAUGACCCGUCUGUUCAAGGAGGGCAGGACCGAGACGGUUCGCUCCUGUACCAAUGAGAGCAGUGCCUUCGUCCGAGCGCUGGAAGGUGGAGAGGCAGCAGAUGUGUGCAGGCGUUUGUUCCAGGAAGCAUCAGAAAAGCACCAGCAUCUAUACCGCAUGGCUAUGACUGGAGCUGGCAUCGACAGACACCUCUUCUGUCUCUACGUGGUAUCUAAAUACCUCAGAGUGGAGUCUCCUUUCUUGAAAGAGGUGCUAUCUGAGCCCUGGCGGCUGUCCACGAGUCAGACUCCAAUGCACGUGGAGAUGUUUGACAUGGUCAACUACCCAGAGUACGUCUCCUGUGGAGGGGGCUUUGGACCGGUGGCUGAUGACGGUUAUGGGGUGUGCUACUGCGCUUUGGGAGAGAACAUGUUAAACUUCCACAUCACAUGCAAGCACUCAUGUCCAGACACUGGUGCCAAUAAAUUUGGUGCUCAGAUUAGAAAAGCUCUGCGCGACCUGCUACAGCUGCUGUGCCCCAACCAAACCCAGGUCGGGAAGACAGAAGUGAUGCGGCCAGAAGUCAAGAAAGACCUGUAGGCGCUUACUCGGGGCUAAGAGACGCUGAAGGGAAGCAUAAAUGUUACACGAUGAAUUGAGGACAGACAGUUUUGUUUUCCCUCAUGCAUUGGGAGAUUUCUUUUUUUAGCCAGCCAGAUGAAGGGAAAACUAAAAAAAUGGAGGUGAUGUUUUAACCGAUAUGUAUCUGAAUUUGUGUGUGUGUGUGUAUUACCUGUGUGAUAGGUGUGUGAGAAGGAAAGAGGUGGGAUUCAAGUACACUGCUUCUUAUUGGUUUAGCUUUAACAGACAAACCAUUGGUACGUUUUUAUCAAGACAUAUUAUAGAUUAUUAUUAAAAGGCCAGUAUGAAUUGCACCACUCAAAGUUAGGGAAGAAAUUCCUAAUACUCUACUUUAUUACAGGGAUUAAUUUGAUAUACAUUCAAGUGCAGUACGUUCUGACACCAUUAAAUGUGCCACACGUUUUGUGCCACUGAUUUUCUGUUGUUGAAUUUGUUUGGAAAAUGUUUUUGGGAGCGCGUGACGCAUCUUGAGUCUUGGCACAUUAGCGCAGAGAGAAAACACGGAGGGCUGUUGAGGUGAUUUCAUUUUCUUCCAUCUGAAUGCAACAUCGCUGUGACAGUGACCCCACACAUUUUGAACUGUUGGAAGUCUGGGACUUCUUAUUGUUUACUCGUUAUGUAUAAAUCUGCUUUCUACAAAAACACAUGAUUGUAAUACUGUGCUGAGAGUGCUGUUUAUACAUGUAGUGAAAUGACAUGGCUCUUAAAAUUCAUAGGUUGGCAUUACUGUUUGACUAGUGUUAUAUUCAGGGCCAGCUCACCCAGGAAAUACCUUUAUGUUUUCAAACAUAUUCAAAAUGUACAUACAAAUAAUGUAGCUCAAUUGUCCUUUCAGUGGUCAGUAUUUCAAACUUACCGAGUUGAAGCUGUGCUGUAAUGAACUCCAGAUAUUUCACUGCCAUCUACACAUCUGUUUUGUAAUUAUUUUCAUCACUGUAUUAUUAAACAAGCACCAUAACAAUGCAAGCUAUAUUCGUGAAUACCAUAUGCAGGUGUUUGUUUAGUCUUGAGCAGAGCUGCCGGUCACAUGUGGAUUACAUGUGGAGUGAAGCCGUCUGAUUCAAAGAAAGUUGUGUACCAGUGACACGGGUUCCUCAGUUAUUCUUCAUCGAUUACUGCCUCUUCUUUUUCAGUUGAGCUUGUGUCGUAGUAUUACUAUCAGCCUUUGUAAUGCAAUAUCACAGCAGAAAAUAAAGGACUUCUUAAAGAAAAAA